CUUUUAGAGUCCAAAAUCAACCCUAACACUGCAUACCAGAAACAACAGGAUACCUUGAUUGUGUGGUCUGAAGCAGAAAACUAUGACUUGGCUCUCAGCUUUCAAGAAAAAGCUGGAUGUGAUGAAAUUUGGGAAAAAAUAUGUCAGGUUCAAGGAAAGGACCCUUCAGUGGAUAUCACUCAGGACCUUGUGGAUGAAUCUGAAGAGGAGCGUUUUGAUGAUAUGUCAUCACCAGGUUUAGAAUUGCCAUCUUGUGAAUUAAGUCGCCUCGAGGAAAUUGCAGAGCUGGUGGCAUCAUCUUUACCUUCUCCCCUUCGUCGUGAAAAACUUGCACUAGCACUGGAAAAUGAGGGUUAUAUUAAAAAGCUCUUAGAGCUUUUUCAUGUGUGUGAAGACUUGGAAAAUACAGAAGGACUACACCACUUGUAUGAAAUUAUCAAAGGCAUCUUCCUCUUGAAUAGAACUGCUCUUUUUGAAGUUAUGUUCUCUGAGGAAUGUAUAAUGGACGUCAUUGGAUGCUUAGAGUAUGAUCCUGCUUUAUCACAACCACGAAAACACAGGGAAUUUCUAACAAAAACAGCCAAGUUUAAAGAAGUGAUUCCCAUCUCAUCCCAAACGCUACAGCCUCAAAACAGAGAUGCUUUUUUCAAGACCUUGUCAAACAUGGGAAUUUUACCAGCAUUAGAAGUCAUUCUCGGCAUGGAUGAUGCACAGGUGCGAAGUGCUGCUACUGAUAUAUUCUCAUACUUGGUUGAAUAUAAUCCAUCCAUGGUACGAGAGUUUGUCAUGCAGGAGGCACAACAGAAUGAUGAUGACAUUCUGCUCAUCAACCUCAUUAUAGAACAUAUGAUCUGUGAUACAGAUCCUGAACUUGGAGGAGCAGUCCAACUGAUGGGCCUGCUUCGAACUUUAGUUGACCCAGAGAACAUGCUAGCCACUGCCAAUAAAACAGAAAAGACUGAGUUUCUGGGUUUCUUCUACAAGCACUGUAUGCACGUACUCACUGCUCCCUUACUGGCCAAUACAACAGAAGAGAAACCCAGUAAAGAUGAUUUUCAAACUGCCCAGUUGCUGGCACUUGUCUUAGAAUUACUAACAUUUUGUGUGGAGCACCAUACCUACCACAUAAAGAACUACAUUAUCAACAAGGAUAUCCUCCGGAGAGUGCUAGUACUCAUGGCUUCAAAACAUGCUUUCUUGGCAUUAUGUGCCCUUCGUUUUAAGAGAAAGAUUAUUGGAUUAAAAGAUGAGUUUUACAACCGCUACAUAAUGAAAAGUUUUUUGUUUGAACCAGUGGUUAAAGCAUUCCUCAACAAUGGAUCUCGGUACAAUCUGAUGAACUCUGCCAUAAUAGAGAUGUUCGAAUUUAUUAGAGUGGAAGAUAUAAAAUCGUUAACUGCUCAUGUAAUUGAAAAUUACUGGAAAGCACUGGAAGAUGUAGAUUAUGUACAGACAUUUAAAGGAUUGAAACUAAGAUUUGAACAGCAACGAGAAAGACAAGAUAACCCUAAACUUGACAGUAUGCGUUCCAUCUUGAGGAAUCAUAGAUAUCGAAGAGAUGCCAGAACACUAGAAGAUGAAGAGGAGAUGUGGUUUAACACAGAUGAAGAUGAUAUUGAAGAUGGAGAAGCUGUAGUGUCUCCAUCUGACAAAACUAAAAAUGAUGAUGACAUUAUGGAUCCAAUAAGCAAAUUCAUGGAAAGGAAGAAAUUAAAAGAAAGUGAAGAAAAAGAGGUGCUUCUGAAAACGAAUCUUUCCGGUCGGCAGAGCCCAAGUUUCAAGCUUUCCCUCUCUAGUGGGACGAAGACGAAUCUCACCAGCCAGUCAUCUGCACCGAACCUACCUGGAUCUCCAGGUUCCCCUGGGUCCCCAGGCUCUCCAGGCUCCCCUGGAUCUGUCCCUAAAAAUACAUCCCAGACGGCAGCUAUUACUACCAAGGGAGGCCUUGUGGGUCUGGUAGAUUAUCCUGACGACGAUGAAGAUGAUGAUGAGGAUGAGGACAAGGAAGACACGCUGCCAUUGUCAAAGAAAGCCAAGUUUGAUUCCUAA
Molecule: messenger RNA, 2049 nt
Organism: Elephantulus edwardii (Cape elephant shrew)
Lineage: Eukaryota; Metazoa; Chordata; Mammalia; Macroscelidea; Macroscelididae
Gene: PPP4R3A
Product: SMEK homolog 1, suppressor of mek1 (Dictyostelium)
Exons: 13
Coding region: 223-2049 (608 amino acids)
Biological process (GO): protein dephosphorylation; DNA damage response
Cellular component (GO): protein phosphatase 4 complex; nucleoplasm
Molecular function (GO): protein phosphatase activator activity
Source: RefSeq, a predicted model, not a curated record